Molecule: messenger RNA, 1746 nt
Organism: Nematostella vectensis (starlet sea anemone)
Lineage: Eukaryota; Metazoa; Cnidaria; Anthozoa; Actiniaria; Edwardsiidae
Product: 46 kDa FK506-binding nuclear protein
Exons: 3
Coding region: 103-864 (253 amino acids)
Source: RefSeq, a predicted model, not a curated record
CAUCAGGUUAUGAGCCCGCAAUGCGCAUGCGUGAUCUGAAAACCAAAAUGGCGGCCGGCGCAAGAGGAAAGUUCUGAUGGUUUACAGAAUACACGUGCUACAAUGUUUUGGGGGAUCACACUAGAUGCAGGCAAGCGUUACACCCAAACAGUCGAGAAGUCAUUCCAUCUGUCUAUGGCCGCACUGGGCUUUAGAAAUGCCUCUAAUGACCCGGUAACUGUGAUGGUUGAGGUAGACAGAGCGGAGUUUGCAUUGUGUACUUUGCAAGCUGGCAAAAUCCCUCAACAACCACUAGACUAUGCAUUCACUGAAGGCGAGGAGAUCACAUUCUAUACAGAGGGACUGUCAGAUGUUCACUUAACAGGUUACCUGGUUGAGGAACCUGAGACAAUUGAAUUUGAUGAGGCAGAUGAAUUAUCAGCUGACAGUGAAGAAUCAGUAUCAGAGUCUGGAUCUGAAGAAGGCAGCGAUUCCUCGGAAGAUGUUACACUGCAAGACCUACUCUAUGCUGACAAUGGCAUCAUCGCUGCUGAUGCUGAUGACAGUGAUGAAGAAUCUGAAGAAGAUGGAGAAUGGGACCCAAGCAAGGACAACCCAAAGCCCCAAAAGAAAGCACUUAAAAAAGGAACAAAGAGAAAACGGAAAGCCACAAGUCAAGAUGGGGCAAAGGAGGUGAAUGGUAAAGAGGAGAAUGGUAAAGCAGACACAGAUAGUGGCACUCUUACAUUAUUUGCUGACACACCAUUACUUCCAAGCGAGGAAGAGGACAGUGAGGAAUAUGUUCCUGAGAAGUCACCAAAGAAACCUAAGAAAAUUACCAAGAAGGACAAGAAGAAACUGUUCAAGAAAAAAGGGAAAAGUUAAGGACACAACUUGGUUGAUCUUAGCAAUUGGAUACCAAAAAGUACUAGUGAUUGUUUUUAGCAGCAUGUUGAUAAACAUAAUAAGAAUUUUGUAGAGCCCUUCAUGGAAUUUGAGAAUUUUCAACAUACUUCUGGGUGACAAACUGUCUUGUCCAUUCAAGGGCUUGGCAGCAGUUAAUUACAAACUACUAUGAACUACUGUCAUCCUUACCGGUAUGAUGUAAACACAAAUGGAAAACAUGAUGUACAUUUUAAGAUGCCUGCUGGUGACCACAAAUCCAGAAAUAACAUCUAAAAUACAUCUAGUGCUUUUGUAUCCAAUUUUAGUAAAGUUUGUAUAUUUUAUGUUUUAUUGCUUAUCUCCAACCAUAUUAUCAAAUAUACUUUGUGAAAGACUCUGUGUAUAUUAUUAUGAUCAUUUUAUCAAACUUCACAUUAUCUGAGCCUCCUCUCACAGUUUUCUGUUUUAACAAUUUUGUUAUAUUUGAUUACUAGGAAAACUAAAUAAGACUUUAUACAUUUAGGUGUAAAUAUUAUGCAGAUUCUGAGGAAUGAACUGGUCCAUUUUAAUUUUUUUUAGUUUUUAGGCUAAACAAGACAAUAAUUUGGUGAACAUACAGUCUUUCUCUAUAAGCAUAUGCAGAUCAUGGCAAGGGUUUGCUCUGGUCUCUGCUUGUCCAACAAAUGCUGGACGCGCCUGGGCAGAAGGCGGCUUUAUGUCAUCCAGGUCCUUUUGCAGCCCACUGUUUUUUACUUUAUUUUACUUAUCAUUAAACCAGUUUUGAGCCCUCUUAUGUUUUUUUUUUGUGCAGCCUCAUGAUAUUUACAGUUCAAGUGCAAUCAUACAUUUGACAUUUUUAAAUAAUAAAGACUUUCAGACAUU